Molecule: messenger RNA, 1967 nt
Organism: Anguilla rostrata (American eel)
Lineage: Eukaryota; Metazoa; Chordata; Actinopteri; Anguilliformes; Anguillidae
Exons: 12
Coding region: 131-1282 (383 amino acids)
Biological process (GO): adenylate cyclase-activating G protein-coupled receptor signaling pathway
Cellular component (GO): plasma membrane
Molecular function (GO): G protein-coupled receptor activity
Source: RefSeq, a predicted model, not a curated record
AGGCACCUGAGACAUCGGUACUAUAAGUGUUUAGCGCGUUUUACUGCAGCAGGUGGCACCCAACACGUGACGCGCAGUUGACAAGUUGCUUGUCGAGGGCGGAGGUAAUGUUAAUAAACACCCAAAGGACAUGGGGGGAAAAUACAGUCUGGAUAUCGUCUCCCGCUUUCAUUUCAAUGGCUUUAAACAAUUCAAUCUCACAAUGAAUCGGGAGGAAAGUGGGACAUCCCAAGCCGGACUGGACGACAACCAGAUCAAAACCCUAUCCGUAGUGUAUGUAUCGUCACUUUCAUUGAGCUUGCUUGGCAGCCUUUCCGUUGUGGUGGUGUCCAUCGUCAAACGGAGGUAUCUGAAUGAACAGGCCUGGCCUCUGCUCCAGCUCGCCCUGGCCGACUUCCUGGCGUCGGCCGUGCUGCUGAGCACCAACGCCGUCAACUUCGUGCCGGACAGCAGCCUCCCUCAGCGAAUCGGCGUGUGCGAACGCGGGCUUCCCCUGGCGGUGGCCUUCUACGGCAUCUCAUUCCUGCUGGUCAUGAUUUACGCCUGCCAAUCAAAGCGGGCGGUCCAAAGGUGGCGAGAUAGGACAGAAGGGCGGGACGGGCAGUCGGACGGCAGGCGGGGCGAGGCGUUCUGCUCGGUGUACGCUGUUGUGUGGUUUGCCCCCAUCACCGUCUACCUCCUGUACGUGUUCACUGAGGACUUGAUGCAGGCCAGUUUACAGACAAGUUCAAAUGACUCUGCGUCAGAUGGAGAGACGAGCGAAGCCAACGCUGCUUUCUGCACAAGCUGCAUUUUGCUCUUGCAUAUAAGGAAUGACUCCUGCCCGCAUGUGGACAAGGCUCACGAUCUGUUUGUGAGGUUAUUUUUCUUUGUGAGCGGACUGACGGUGCUGAUUUGCUGCACUGUGAUGUACUGUAAGGUGGGCAGCUGGUAUCGGAGGUACAAGGAGCAAGGCCUGUUCCCGGUGGAAGGAGACGGGUUCGACCGGAGACACCUCAGGGGCCUCUACUCCACGGCCCGCAAUAUGAUGCUGGUCGUCAUUUUCUGCUGGACACCGGCUUUUGUUCUUGUGAGCCUGUCAUUCAUAGAAGGAAUCCCCCAGGAAAAGCUUUUUCCUCUAUAUGUCAUCCAAGCUCUGACGGUGUCGCUGCAAGGGCUGCUGGACAGCCUGGUCUACGGCUGGCUCCGGCGGAACUUCCGCGAGGCCGCCAUGGCGGAAAGGGUGCCGCUGCUGGACGGCCGCCACCGGGCUUUCUACGACGAGUCUCUGCCCACGCGCUGAGCCCUCAAGAGCCGCUGCCCCAUCAGCGCGGGAGGAGGGACGCAAGAGCCGAGCCACCCCACCACCCCCAUCCCCUGCGCAAGAGGACUCAGGCGCCGACCUGUGGGGGAUUGUGGGUAAUUUCCCGGGUGUCACAUUUGGUGUCACGGACUGAAUUUUCUCACAUCUCAGUGUACUUAGGAUUAUUAUUUAUUGUUACUGACUUCCGAGGGUUCGCAGGUUUGAUUUUUGACGUUUGUGGGGGACGCGUUUGACCACUGCUCCACGGGCUAUCGAACCCUAUGGGGGCAUGCGCGCAUGCGCGCAUGCAUGCACGGUGCAUGGAGAGUUCCAUCGGAAAUGGUCUCUCGUGAGCUGCCUAGUGUGACCAUCAUAGUGCAAACAUUGGUGCAUGUUGCAUUUGGCUAUGCUAACUUCACUUAAGGGGAAUUAGUUAAAUAUAUUAGCUAUGGGAAUCAUUACUGAUUGUGAGUUAACUUUAAGUGAUGUAAAGCUAGCUACCUUCUUACUUGCGCUUGUACCUCUGGUCCUUGUACCCUUUGUUAGUACUCGUUUAGAGAAAUUCCCAAAUGUAUUAAAAGAGGAGUCACUUCUCCCUCAAGGAGACAGUUUAUGAAGGAAUAUGAGGUCAUGGCUUAGAAUGUGAAGAUCUCUGAUAAUUUAAAUAAAAAAAUGUGAAAAUGUC